AUGGCGGCGAACGGCAAAUCCUCGACGGUGCCUCCGAGCUCUUCGAGAAAAAUCAGGUACAGGUGGUCAUUCUGCAUUCUGUGGGUCACCCCAGCAAGGCCGAGGCACAUCAACUCUGGCCCUCUGCAGAGUUCCUGCUGCAACGUGACUAUCACGUCCGCGUGGAUGGGCGAAGGAUCUCAGCCAAAGAUGCUGAUUGGCUACGCCAGCGCGUGGAAGAAGUGGGUGGCUUACAGCUGCAUGCCACCAGGGAACCUACAUGACGUGAGGGCGGAAAAUCGGCUGAUGAUGGGUGCAACCAUAGAUUGCUAUGGUGGAAUCUAUAGUUGGGGGUUUCCUUAA
This is a messenger RNA of Cladocopium goreaui, 342 nucleotides long. Lineage: Eukaryota; Dinophyceae; Suessiales; Symbiodiniaceae. The record is from the annotation of a GenBank genome assembly.